CACUCUUUACACAUUGUGACCAUCUAAUUUUAACAAGGAGAAGUACACGGAGUCAUGGGUGUUCACAUAACAGACAAUAGCCCUCCUUUUCCCAAUCCUGGUGUCGUGCCGAGGGUUGCCGAUCUCCAUACCGUCAAGUUCGCGCCUCUUCUUGAUCGUAACGAGACGGAGUUGGCCAAACUUGUCGAGGCUUGUGAAAAGGAUGGGUUUUUCUACCUCGAUCUAUGUGAUAAGGGAGCUGAGCGGUUGUUUCAAAAUCUGGAGGAGGUUUCGGAUCUGGUCAAGAAAUGGAUGGCACAGCCUCGAGACCAGAAAUGCCGAACUGUCACAACUUCCUUGUCCCACGGGUACAAGCCGACAGGUGUCCAAUCCGGAGCAGUUGAGUCCCGAAAGGACGGGUUCGAAGUCCUCAAAGUCGGCCGCCAAGAGCUGCUCGGCCGCUGGGCUUUGCAGGAUGUUGUGCUUGAAAACCUGAAGCUCUUUGAUGACUUCAUGGCCAUGUCGCACUUCAUCCUCAAAACCCUGCUAGAGCACCUGUCCGAUGUUCUGGGGUUCAACGAACCAGAGACACGUCUAGAAAGAUGGCACCAAGACCAUAUAGCCUCGAAGUCGACCUUGUAUUUCCUCAACUAUCCCGAAGAGGUCAAGAUCAAGGAGAACGGGUCAGGGCAGAACAUGCACACCGACAUCGGCACGUUAACCCUGCUGUUCGCCCCACAAUGGGGUCUCCAAGUCCCAGGAGAAACUACCAAGGAGUGGCUGUGGGUUAAACCGAAGCCGGGACACGCUAUAAUUAACGUCGCGGAUACCCUUCGGUUUCUCUCGUGUGGACGUUUCCGUUCCGCCUUGCAUCGCGUAUUGCCUAUCGAUGGACAGGUUGGGGAUCGGUUUUCCAUAUCAUACUUCUUGCGCGCAAACAAUAACACAGAAUUUAUGGCCAGCGAUGGAUCGAAUUCGAGUGCGAGAGAUUGGUAUUUCAAAAAGUAUGCUACAUAUGAGAAACCGCAUGAUGAGCAGAAAAGGGAGCCAGUCCUCACUGGUGGGAUGAGGGAGCUAAUCGGUGUAUAACCUCUGGAGAAGCAGUCCACAGGUGGAGGCGAGGGUAGUUUGUUGUGGAAGAGAAGACUUGAAGAUGAACACUGCGGGACGGAUCUCCAUUUUCGUGCCACACGUGAAAGUAGUUCAGUAGGAAGCUGUUAUCGCUGGGGUGGUAUAUCUCAUAUUUUUUUAUACAAGAUUUCAACUAGAAAGUCGAUCAAACAGGUGCAAUGAAGCAAGCUAUUUAUAUCUACUGGCCCUGGACAGUUGGCAACAUUACGUUGCCGAAUGGUUGUGAACGGCUAGAGAUACCCCAUAUACUAGGGCAAAAUAGUUAGUAUACAUACAUGCCUUUCUAUCCGAGAACCUUGCAAUAGACCAACUCUAAACCCACAGCCGAACUAGAAUACCUCCCCUGCAGAGAGCUCCCGAUGCCGAAAUACAGAGUCAAACUUGUCUCAGUCAUCUUUUCUAGGUAGAUAACGAUAUUUACCUGUUUGCACUUGACACUGAACUGGAUAUCACUGGAACAUACAACAUUUCUUCAAUCUACGACUGUAACCUUUGUAUCUCAUCUUUUCCCCUCGAUAUUCCGCAUGCCCACACAUAUAUUCUAACCAGCAGACUGAGCCAC
Molecule: messenger RNA, 1672 nt
Organism: Aspergillus caelatus
Lineage: Eukaryota; Fungi; Ascomycota; Eurotiomycetes; Eurotiales; Aspergillaceae
Exons: 2
Coding region: 55-1068 (337 amino acids)
Molecular function (GO): dioxygenase activity
Source: RefSeq, a predicted model, not a curated record